Messenger RNA from Meloidogyne enterolobii, 1007 nucleotides. NCBI's taxonomy places the organism in Eukaryota, Metazoa, Nematoda, Chromadorea, Rhabditida, Meloidogynidae. The record is from the annotation of a GenBank genome assembly.
AAAUGACAGGAAAUGUGCUUAGAGUAUUUACAGUGGAAUCAUUCGACCAAUUAGACAGAGCUUUAGCUGAUGCAUUGACUUGGGAAAUGUGCCGGACAGAUUUUAGACCUGGAACCCCCGAUAUAAUUUGUGCUUCAGACAAAAUAGGUGUUAGGGCAUCUACUAAAAAGCCUUUUGAAGGAUACGUGUUUGUUCAGAAUCAUUUUAAUCAGCCAGAAUGCCGUGCUGGACCUGAAAAUUUUCCUGAUUCUAGAAGUAUUGGAAUAACCGUUCCAUUUACUAAUUGUGAUGUCCACAGAUAUAGAUCGUUAAGUCCAAAAGGAAUAUUUGUUGAAAUGACUGUUGUUUUUAUGUUCCAUUCUGUUUUUAUGACAAAAGUAGACCAAAUGGUUAAUAUUAAAUGUUUUUAUAUGGAAGCGGAAAAGUCUGUGACUGUUCCCAUGGAAGUUAGCCAAAUAACUACACAAUUCCGCCAAAAUGUAUUUCAAAUGCCUAGAUGUGAAUAUACUUUAAGAAAAGAUUCGGCAGAAGGGCCAAUUGUGCAGUUUGCAAUUUUGGGCCAACCAGUCUAUCACCGUUGGGAAUGUAUAGAAGAAGGAGGACAGGAUACUUUUGGAAUGCUUGUACAUUCUUGUUAUGUAGAUAAUGGAUUUGGGGAUAGAGUGGAUAUUUUGGAUGAAAAUGGGUGCGGAUUGGAUGCCGUUUUGUUGAGAACACCAGAUUAUGACACAAGUUUACAUUUAGCUACAAAAGAGUAUCACGUAUUUAAAUAUGCAGACAAGCCGGUACUUCAAUUCCAAUGUCAAGUAACCCUUUGCCUAAAAUUGGAUGGAGGCUGUGCAGGAAUUUCUCCCCCAAAUUGCCCAGAGACUAAACCUAGACAUUUAAAUGAAUUACAAACAAUUAGUAGACGUCGAUCUAAAUCUAAAGUUUUUACUAAAAAAUCGAGACGUUCAAAUCCGGAAACUAUGGAUGUUUUUACUAAACCGAUGAUGGUUAAAAUUUAA